This is a messenger RNA of Scophthalmus maximus (turbot), 2412 nucleotides long. RefSeq names its product SET and MYND domain containing 2b (gene smyd2b). Gene Ontology annotation, molecular function: protein binding. The record is from RefSeq and is a predicted model, not a curated record. Gene Ontology annotation, cellular component: nucleus. The transcript has 12 exons. Lineage: Eukaryota; Metazoa; Chordata; Actinopteri; Pleuronectiformes; Scophthalmidae. Bases 527 to 1825 code for a protein of 432 amino acids.
AGCUGUUAUGUGAUCACCUUUUUUAGUUUUUUAGUUUUUCAUGGUUUUUUUUAUUUUUUUAACAGACCCUGUUUCUGGUCAGGCGCACCGGAAAUGUCACCGGAAAUGUUCCGGCCGAUGGCAAUGGCAAUAACUGUGGAAAAACUCUCUUCUCUGGGAUUCCUAGUCCACAUCUGACCUGGUGAUUCAGAGAUUGUUUUGUAUGUCUGGACCAAUACAGUCGAGAUGUCUAUGUCCCGCCUCGUUGCCAUGGGAACUACCCCCAUGCCGGGAGCAGCCUCGGGCGUCAUCUAACAGCUGUGAGGGCCCUAUAGGGCUGAAACUUGAAUUGUCCUGAAGUUUCAUAUAGUUCUAUUGCUUUGUAUAAAAGUGCUGCUGCGCGCAUUCCGUGCUUUUGGGUGUGAACUGUGAUGCGGGAGGGGUAACGCCCCAACACACGGGAGAGUCGGGGUGCCACAUCCCACGUUCCCUCCUUCCGAGUGUGAGGGCUCGUUCGCAGCUGAGACAAACGAAAAGGGCAGCCACGAUGACCGGCAGCAUCGAGGAGCUCGAGAGGUUUGACAGUCCGGGGAAAGGGCGAAGUCUCCGCGUGACCAGACCCUUCAAACUGGGGGAGCUCCUGUUUUCCUGCCCGGCGUACUCUUACGUGCUCUCGUUGGAAGAGAGAGGCUGCUACUGUGAGUCCUGCUUCACCAGGAAAAACGGAUUGGCAAAAUGUGGGAAGUGCCACAAGGCCUUCUACUGCAAUGUGAAAUGCCAGAAAGGAGACUGGGCCAUGCACAAGCUGGAAUGCUCAGCAAUGACUGCGUUCGGAGAGAACUGGUGCCCGUCAGAGACAGUGCGCUUGGUGGCCCGGAUCCUCGCCAAGAAGAAAAUGCAGAAAGAAAGAUGUUUGUCUGAGAAGAUCUUGCAAAUAGGAGAGAUGCAAUCACACAUCGAGGAUGUGGAUAACGAGAAACGAGAGAUGAACGAAGCAGACGUUGCCAGACUCCAUCGUUUUUACUCCAAACACUUGGACUUUCCCGACCACAAAGACCUGCUCACGCUUUUCUCCCAGGUCGCCUGUAAUGGUUUCACCAUAGAGGAUGAUGAACUAUCCCACUUGGGUACUGCAGUCUACCCAGAUGUGGCACUGAUUAACCACAGCUGCCUUCCCAGCGUCAUUGUCACAUUUAAGGGGACGUCAGCUGAGAUUCGGGCCGUAAAGAACAUGAAGCCUGGAGAUGAAGUGCUCAUCAGCUACAUAGACCUCCUUUAUCCAACAGAUGACCGCAACAACCGUCUGAGAGAGUCCUAUUAUUUCACCUGUGACUGCCAGGAAUGUAAAAGCAAGUCCAGAGAUAAGACAAAGUUGAAAGUUCGUAAGCAGAGGGACCCCAUUGAGCCGGAGAUCAUCAGCAACAUGGUGCGCUAUGCCAGGAAAGCCAUCAGAGAGUUCCGAGCCUCCAAACACAUAAAACCACCUAGUGAGUUGCUGGAGAUGUGUGAACAGAGCCUGGAGGAGAUGGGCGCCGUCUUCGACGACUCUAAUGUCUACAUGCUCCACAUGAUGUACCAGGCCAUGGGGGUUUGUCUUUACAUGGAAGAUCCAGAAGGAGCGAUCAGAUAUGGCGAGAAGAUCCUCAAGCCUUACAAGCAGCUUUAUCCUCCCUACUCCCUGAAUGUGUCCUCCAUGUACCUGAAGUUGGGCAGACUGUACAUGGGGUGGGAGAAGCACUCGAUGGGGAUUAGCGCUCUCAAGAAGGCAAUGGCCAUUAUGGAAGUCGCUCACGGAAAAGAUCACUACUACGUGACUGAGUUGCGCAACGAGAUGACACAAAAAUGAAGAGGGACGAAAACAUAUGAGGGAACGUGGCUGAUCUCUAAGGACUGCAUAGGAGGAGCAUUACAGAACUGUAGGCACUUUCUACGCUUUGGAACUGGAGCAAAGAUGACAGUGUGUUCAUGUUGUUAUGGACUUGUUUUAUUUAUGGACUUUUGGAGGAUUAAUUUUUACGUCAGUGUUAUAUAUGCAGCAAUUUUAAUUUGUGUGCAGAAUACUUUUGUACCUUGUGGAGCCAGAGUGAAAAGCUGACUUUGUAAAAAUAACUUUGUACUCACGUGUUGAUCAUAAGACAUUUGAGAAGUUAUUUUAACAGACUGUCAAUGAUUUCAUAUUUGUUUUGGCUCGCGCCUAACGCAUCAGCUGGACCCUGUCAUCCAACUGAGUCAAGAUGUUUACAUUUAUGUGUAGGGGGUCAAUGCAACAAAGCUCCCAGUCAGCUGCCUCACCACAAGGGGCCUAUUAAAGCUCCACAACAGAGGGCUCAAUGGAGAACUGUUUGCAUUGCCAUCUUCUGUCACAGCUGUGUGCUCAUGAAUGUCUUCAACAACACACACAGUGUACCGAGGUGAAAGAAAAUUGUUUUACAA